Ochotona curzoniae (black-lipped pika) is the source of this 834-nucleotide messenger RNA. RefSeq names its product leukocyte immunoglobulin-like receptor subfamily A member 6. Bases 104 to 826 code for a protein of 240 amino acids. The record is from RefSeq and is a predicted model, not a curated record. The transcript is spliced from 2 exons. Lineage: Eukaryota; Metazoa; Chordata; Mammalia; Lagomorpha; Ochotonidae.
UCAAUAGCGCCUGGUGGGGCAGCGCAGCCCUGACUUCCCCCUGGGCCCCGUGAACAGCUCCCACGGGGGGAAGUACAGGUGCUAUGGUGGUCAGGACUCCUCCAUGUGGUCAGCCCCCAGCGCCCCACUGGACAUCCUGGUUGCAGGAAUGGUCCAGAAACCAUGGCUGCAGGCACAGCCGGGGCCCUCGGUGCCACAAGGAGCUGCCGUGGCCCUGCGCUGUGGCUCUGAUGAGGCCUUGGACACCUUCCUCCUGCACAGGGAGGGCUCAGACACUCCUCCCCAGCGCCUGCGUGUGCAGGGCACGGCCACGCCUGCCCAGGUCACCUUCACACUGAGUCCUGUCACCUCAGCCCAUGAGGGCACCUACAGGUGCUAUGGCUCCCACAGCACUGACCCCUACCUGUGGUCACAGCCCAGUGACCCCCUGCAGCUCGAGGUGUCAGGUGAGUCCCAGCCCAGUGUGCUCUGUCCUCUGGCUCAGUGCUUGGCUGGACUCCUGGAGAGUUCCCUGGGGAGAGUGCCCAGAUGGGAUCCACCCUGUCAGGGACAGCACCAGGCUGCCCGUCCUGUUGACCCUCCUGCAACCACCCUGACCCCAGGAGAGGAGGACUCGGGGCUGAGCCCAGGGCUGAGGCCACAGGGCCUGGGCGUCCUGCGGCCCUCCCACAGAGCACCCAAGAGCAGGGAGCUGCUGCCACCUCGAGCACUAUGCCAGGCUCACCCUCUGUGGCACUGGAUGCAGCUGGUGGGGACCCCAGUCUUCCAACCAGCUCUGAAUGUCACUAUACUAGAUGUGGCAUUUGAAUCAUGUCUCAUAUUGUAAAGAAAUAA